This is a messenger RNA of Nicotiana tabacum (common tobacco), 648 nucleotides long. NCBI's taxonomy places the organism in Eukaryota, Viridiplantae, Streptophyta, Magnoliopsida, Solanales, Solanaceae. The record is from RefSeq and is a predicted model, not a curated record.
AUGAUGCUAGAUUUAUCGAAUCAAGCACAAUCUAUUUUAACAUCUUUUGAUAAGCAAUCCGAGAAAACGAAAAGUGAGUAUCGGGUUCGCCUGAAUGCCUCAAUUGAUGAUGCAAGGUAUCUUUUGAAAGAAGGAAUGUCUUUUCGGGGUCACGAUGAACGUGAAACUUCUAUAAGAAGAGGCAACUUCUUGGAUCUCUUAAAGUGGUAUGCAAAUAAGAAGGAUGAUGUAAAGAAAGUUGUGUUAGAAAAUGCUCCAAAAAAUGACAUUAUGAUUUGUCCAAAUAUACAAAAAGAUAUUGUGAGUUCUUGUGCGAAAGAAAUAUUGAAAACAAUUGUUGAAGACUUGAACGGGGAUUACUUUGGGAUAUUGGUUGAUGAGUCUAAGGAUGUCUCUCAUAAGGAACAAAUGACACUUAUUUUACGUUAUGUCAACAAAGAGGGUAAAGUUAUUGAGCGAUUCCUUAGCAUUGUUCAUGUUAAAGAUAUAUCUGCAAAGUCAUUAAAAGAAGCAAUUUAUUCUUUGCUUUUGGAACAUUCAUUGAGUAAAUCUCAAAUACGGGGACAAGGUUAUGAUGGAGCUAGUAAUAUGCAGGGAGAAAUUAAUGGUCUUAAAACUUUGAUUAUGAAUGAUACUCCUUUAGCAUAA